Solanum dulcamara is the source of this 1973-nucleotide messenger RNA. RefSeq names its product mitochondrial carrier protein MTM1. Bases 426 to 1676 code for a protein of 416 amino acids. The record is from RefSeq and is a predicted model, not a curated record. The transcript has 11 exons. Gene Ontology annotation, biological process: mitochondrial transmembrane transport. Lineage: Eukaryota; Viridiplantae; Streptophyta; Magnoliopsida; Solanales; Solanaceae.
AAUAGCUGUUGUCUAUGAAUGUCUUGAAAACCCAGUUCAUGGAUUUUUUUUUCAUCAUUUCGUUUUAUUUUUUGGGUGGAGGCGGAGGGGAUAGAAGUUACGUCUUUUGAGUUUUUCCCCUUUCCUAUAUUUGAUUAAAAUGGGUUUAAAUGGAGAAAUUCAUAUUAAAUUUGAUAUUGAGUUGUUGUUGUUGAUGUUGUUGUCAACUUUUUCUUGGAUAAAUUUUAUGGCAGGAACAUAUUCGAUGCUUUUUCUUGUAUGCGUUUGGAUGUUUUUUAUCCUAUGUUGACGUUCUUUCUUUACAUGGGUGACCCUAUUUUCUCUUUUAGCUUUGUUAUUCCUAAUUUCUAUUUAUAUGCUACUAGUUCUGCGUCCUUCCUCAUAGAAGCAUUUUAAGUGAAACUAGAAAGGGGUUGAUUCAUAAAAUGGUGGACGAAUUGAAGCAAGGAGAAAAUUUAUGGAUGGACACUACUGAGCAGUCGGAUAGAGUAUUUGAUGUUGAUAAUAAUGUUACAUUGAUGUCUGAAUCAGUAAUCAUAACUGAUGGGGCAGAACCAUUACAUCCUCAGCAGCCUCCACCUCAGGGUCCUAGCCCCUCCUCGGAUGGCCAAUUGGGCUUUGCUGAACGAGCCGUCUCAGCUGCUGGUGCAGCAUUUCUCUCUGCAGUCCUUGUUAAUCCACUUGAUGUUGUCAAGACUAGAUUGCAAGCACAGGCAGCUGGAGUUGCUUAUUCGCAUCCAAUGAGUAACAUGACUAGCCGCAUGGCAGUGUUUGGACCAAAUAUGAUGUUUGCAGAUCUGAGGUGUUCACCUUCAUGUACCCGAGCUGGUGUUCAUGGUACAGUAUCAAUCUGCCCGCCUGAUUGUUUCCAGUACAAAGGAGCACUUGAUGUCUUCUACAAAAUUAUUCGGCAGGAGGGUAUUUCUAGGCUAUGGAGAGGUACAAAUGCUGGUCUAGCACUGGCUGUGCCAACAGUCGGAAUUUACUUGCCUUUCUAUGACAUUUUUCGCAACAAGUUUGAGGAGUUCACAGCUCAACAUGCCCCAAGCUUGACACCAUAUGCUCCUUUAUUAGCUGGUUCUCUGGCACGAUCUUUAGCUUGCACAAGUUGCUAUCCUAUUGAACUUGCCAAGACACGAAUGCAGGCAUUUAAGGAUAUGAACAAGAAGCCUGCUGGAGUAUGGAAGACUUUGUUUGAGGUUAUUGCCAAUGUCAGGAGCACAACUGGUACCAACUCUGGCUUACAAAGCUAUCGUGUACUUUGGACUGGACUUGGGGCACAGCUUGCUCGUGACGUCCCUUUUUCUGCAAUUUGUUGGUCAACACUUGAACCGGUAAGAAGGCGUCUUCUUAGUCAGAUGGGAGAUGAAGCUAAUGCUGCCGGUGUCCUAGGUGCAAACUUUUCUGCUGGUUUUGUUGCAGGAAGCAUUGCUGCUGCUGCAACAUGUCCCCUUGAUGUUGCUAAGACUAGAAGACAGAUUGAGAGAGACCCUGCCAGGGCGUUGACAAUGACGACAAGGCGAACUCUACUUGAGAUUUGGAGGGAUGGAGGGCUCAAAGGACUGUUUACUGGAGUAGGUCCUCGUGUUGGUCGUGCUGGCCCUUCAGUUGGAAUUGUGGUUUCGUUUUAUGAAGUUGUCAAAUAUAUGUUACACCACCAAUAUGCUUCUUCAUAGGGAGCAUAGUCAGGUUAAUUAGGUUUCUUCUUUCCAACGUCUCGGAUCGGGCAAUGGUCACUGGCCAUAGUUGAUUUGGGCCAUAAUGGGACUCUGGAACUCUAAUGUGGAUAUGGUAGCACGCAAAGGAGCAGUUUUGACCAUGGUAGAUUACCCUCACAGGUUAGCUUGUAGAAAAUAAUCCCACUCUUCUUUGCUUUCCAGCCUAUUUUGGUUGGUUUUUCGGUAGAAUUGACUUUGGACUAAGCAGAGAUUUUGAUAUACUUUGGUUGCAUCAAUGAGCAAUUUUUCCUGAGA